UCUUCCGCCUCGUCGCGCAGAGCAGGAAAACAAAAUGCGAUAGUCGGACUUUUAAGUGACGCUGCGAUCAAUGACAGCGCUCUCAGCUCGCCACGGCCAGCUCAGUUGAAUGUGUGUGACCUUUAUUGUGCGCCAGUGAAGUCCUUCCAACAUGCAGUUUCCUCCGAGCAACGGAGAUUUUACCUUCGUCUCGUCGACAGAAGCUGAAGAGCUCAGCGGCACCAUCAGCGCUCCGGAUGUCAAACUCAACAUUGGUCUGGACGGCGGCAGAGACCCGUACGCGACCACCUUCCUGAGACAGCGAGGGUACGGCUGGCUGCUGGAGGUGGAAGAGGACGACAAUGAGGAGAGCAAACCUCUGCUUGAGGAGCUGGACAUCGAUCUGAAGGACAUCUACUACAAGGUCCGUUGCGUGCUGAUGCCGAUGCCGUCGCUGGGCUACAACCGGCAGGUGGUCCGAGACAACCCUGACUUCUGGGGCCCCCUGGCUGUGGUCCUGCUCUUCUCCAUGAUCUCCAUUUAUGGACAGUUCCGGGUUGUUUCCUGGAUCAUCACCAUCUGGAUUUUUGGGUCGUUGACAAUCUUCCUGCUGGCUCGGGUUCUGGGUGGAGAGGUGAGCUACGGUCAGGUGCUGGGCGUCAUCGGCUACUCUCUCCUUCCUCUCAUCGUCAUUGCUCCUCUGCUGCUGGUGAUCGGAGGAUUCGAAGUGAUUUCAACGCUCUGCAAACUGUUCGGUGUGUUCUGGGCUGCGUACAGCGCCGCCUCGCUGCUGGUCGGAGAAGAGUUCAAAACCAAGAAGCCUCUGCUCAUAUACCCCAUCUUCCUAUUGUACAUUUACUUCCUGUCGCUCUACACCGGAGUCUGACCGGAGACAAGCUCAUGGACAGUGACCCUCCAACAGUCGGAGGGUGGGUUCUUUCAACCUCGUGGGGAUGUUUUAAUAUAUAAAGUUGUAUAUAGUUUCUCGCUCAUUUCCCCAAUGAAGAAAGGUGAUGGGCUUUCUUCAGAUCCUGGAAACAAAAGUGCACCGUCAUCGAUGCAGUUCCUGUUUGACCUGGAGUCCUGUGCACCAUCACUGCAAGUCUUUCACCCUGAAACGUCCUUGUGUUUGACUUCUAUCCAUCAAUUCUCUCAAAGAACCAGGAGCAUGAACGCAACACUAGAAAUGGAAACGUGGAUGGACUUUGAACAGAUUCACGGUCUUUCUGCUCCACUACAUUAAUCUGACUGACUGUUUUUUUUAUGCACCGAGGAGAAAUAAACCGAUGGUUUGCAAACUAUUGUGGCU
This is a messenger RNA of Synchiropus splendidus (mandarinfish), 1288 nucleotides long. It is a transcript of the gene yipf4, whose product is annotated as Yip1 domain family, member 4. Gene Ontology annotation, cellular component: membrane; trans-Golgi network. The transcript has 6 exons. NCBI's taxonomy places the organism in Eukaryota, Metazoa, Chordata, Actinopteri, Syngnathiformes, Callionymidae. Bases 152 to 865 code for a protein of 237 amino acids. The record is from RefSeq and is a predicted model, not a curated record. Gene Ontology annotation, biological process: endoplasmic reticulum to Golgi vesicle-mediated transport; vesicle fusion with Golgi apparatus.